ACGUUUUGUAGUUUAAACGACUGCAGUUAAAACUACUACCGGAUCCGUUUACGGCAUGACGUGAAGAGGAGCGUGGGAGGAAAGCAGCACACGUGCGUCCACAGCAGGACUGAGCUGAUGGAUGAUCCUCCGAACAGAGAGGAGGAAGAGGAGGAGUCGUCCCCGGUGGUUGGGGUCAGCCUGUGUGACUCCGCCCCCCUGCUGUGGAGGGCGGAGGACCUGCGUGCGGUGAGGUCUCAGGGCCUGGUGGGGGCGCUGCUGGGGUCGCUGGCUCGAACCCCCCGACAGAACAGCCGCCUGGGCCGCCCGCUGCUGCUGCUGCCGGAGGAGGAGAGACUACUGACGGAGCGCCAUGCAGCCGCCGCCGCACCGCCUGGGUCAAAGGAGGCAGGAGGGGCGGAGCUCCGUCAGCAGGUGGAGCAGUAUGAGGAGGAGCAGCAGAGGAGUUAUGAGGAGCAGAGCGUCCUCGCUCUGGAGGACAGGAAGUCAGCGCUGUGCAGAGCCAUGACGGUAUCACACAAAGAUCCUGGAGGUGGGACCGCAGAUGAGGCCCUGCAGGGCCGCCUGGAGGCCCUGGACCAGAGCUUUACCUUCCCUCGGUCCGGGAUGGCGGUCCAGCUGAGCACGGCGAGGGCAGGACUAUCGUACUGCCCCGAGGCCCGGGCCUUCCUGCAGGCUGAUUGGCUGAUGAGAAAGCAGGACGACCCAUGCGGCGCCGCCAGGUACCAGGUGUUCAUAGACCUGAGGGGGCGGGGCUUCUACCUGACCUCAGCGGGGAAGUUCGGAGGAGACUUCCUCGUCUAUCCAGGCGACCCUCUUCGUUUCCACGCUCAUUUCAUCGCCGUCUGUGUGUCUCUGGACGAGUCCGUCUGCCUGCUCGACGUCCUCGCCAUCGCUCGUCUGGGAUCCAACGUGAAGAAGACGGUCCUGCUCUGCUCGCCAGGGGCAGACGGAGGAGUGGCGUACACGUCGUUACAGUGGAGCGGGAUGGUGUGAAUAACCGACCCGUUUGUUCCUGCUCGUGUGUUCAGGAACAUGACGUUUACUCUGAGGAUAAUACAGCCACCGUUUCCUGUUCCCUUGUUGUUGUUGAGACCUCUUUCAGGACCGCUGCUGGUCCCCGUGCCUGUGUUUGGAACUGACUGACAAACAACAGGCCAACAUAAAUCUGUCAAAUAGUUUGUGAUUAAUGGAUAAAACAACAUUUAAUCACCUGAACUGAAACUAUUGAUUACUGAUUGUUCUCCAUGUGCAGACUGUACAUAUGGAAGAUUUAAAAUGCCAAAGAAGUAAAGAGGAAUUGCAACUAACACGUAUUUUCAGUAUUGAUUAAUCGGACAAAUAUUUUCUCAACCAAUCAAUGAUUUAGUUUGUGUCUUGAAGUCUGCUGUGAUGCUCGUAAAUUUCCUGUUUUGUUCAAUCAAACAUAAAAAAGAAGCAAAUUCUCACAUCUCAGAAUCUUGAAACAUUAAAUAUUUCUGCUAGAAAAAU
This is a messenger RNA of Scomber scombrus (Atlantic mackerel), 1491 nucleotides long. It is a transcript of the gene tsen34, whose product is annotated as TSEN34 tRNA splicing endonuclease subunit. Gene Ontology annotation, molecular function: nucleic acid binding; tRNA-intron lyase activity. NCBI's taxonomy places the organism in Eukaryota, Metazoa, Chordata, Actinopteri, Scombriformes, Scombridae. The record is from RefSeq and is a predicted model, not a curated record. Bases 118 to 996 code for a protein of 292 amino acids. The transcript is spliced from 5 exons. Gene Ontology annotation, cellular component: tRNA-intron endonuclease complex. Gene Ontology annotation, biological process: tRNA-type intron splice site recognition and cleavage; tRNA splicing, via endonucleolytic cleavage and ligation.